UGAAAUGUUAUACGAAAGAGAAGAGUCUCACACUGAGCAAUCAAGGUUCUUCUUCUUGAUUGGAAUCUUCCUCUUUCUACGUUGUCGUGGGGAACGUAGAAAGAGAGAAGAUGGCUUCUUCUUCUUCCUCUCAUCUCUCAGCCAGUCAGCCAUACCGCAACACCUACCAAAAUCCUCACCAGCCCACUAUAAGUGUUCUUUUUCUCUCUGCAACUUAAACCAUGAACUCAAAGUCAGUUGGGUUUCAUACUUUCAUGUAAGAUCCAAUCUUGACAACAAGAGUGGCAGUCGAGAGGAUUCGGACCAUUCAGCUAAACCAUCGAAGGUUGUGGAAAACUCGUUUGCCCGUAUGUUUAGGGACUGGUGUACCAAACAACAAAGGUCUUCUCAGGAGGCCUGAUGCAAAGCAUCUACUUGAGAAGAUGUACAAUGGUCGGCUAGUGCCAAAUUCUUAACAGAAACCAUCCAACAACACCGGCGAGUUUUGAAUUUAGCUAGAAUCCUGUGUUGUUAGCAAAUUUAGCUAGAAUCCUGUGUUGUUCAAGCCGAUGCAGUUUUGAAUUUGAGGGUGUCAUAUUAGAGCCAUUAAUUGUACAAAUAUUUGACAUUUUCAAUGCAAGCUGUAUUGUUUCAUACAGUUCUUUAUAUAACAGGUACUAGAAGACACAUGCGGAAUAAUCUUUGCAAUUUGCGGUGCUCCCUGCUGAUUCAUUGAAUGUUUUCUCCUCUCAUUUUCAGUGAGUUGAUGAUUAUGUUGGUCAUAUUAUAGAACUCUCAUCC
Fragaria vesca subsp. vesca is the source of this 780-nucleotide messenger RNA. RefSeq lists its product as uncharacterized. NCBI's taxonomy places the organism in Eukaryota, Viridiplantae, Streptophyta, Magnoliopsida, Rosales, Rosaceae. The record is from RefSeq and is a predicted model, not a curated record. The transcript is spliced from 3 exons. The coding region runs from base 5 to 400 and encodes 131 amino acids.